This is a messenger RNA of Prunus armeniaca (apricot), 249 nucleotides long. NCBI's taxonomy places the organism in Eukaryota, Viridiplantae, Streptophyta, Magnoliopsida, Rosales, Rosaceae. The record is from the annotation of a GenBank genome assembly.
AUGGAUAUCCAUACCUCACUCGAACCUUUCGAAGCUCGCCGCGGCUCAGAGAGGAGCAGGGGUGGCUGGGCUUUAGCCCUGACAGAAGCGCUGGCCUUGGUCGGAGCUUCUGAGAGAGAAAGAAGUAGUGAUGGAGGAGAGAGAAGAAAGAGCGAGUUUGAGAGGAACUGGAAUAAAGAUAAGAGGGAGAGGGGACUGAAAAAAUUGAGAGGAACAUGGAAGUUAGGGCGAGAGUUUGAGAGGGACUGA